Messenger RNA from Aspergillus pseudotamarii, 1966 nucleotides. RefSeq names its product serine hydrolase domain-containing protein. The transcript is spliced from 4 exons. NCBI's taxonomy places the organism in Eukaryota, Fungi, Ascomycota, Eurotiomycetes, Eurotiales, Aspergillaceae. The record is from RefSeq and is a predicted model, not a curated record. Bases 70 to 1866 code for a protein of 598 amino acids.
AAGCAUGCUCGCGCCACGAAGCAACGUCGAUUCUCAAUCAGAAGUCAUACGUGCUUAAGAAUAGCCACCAUGGUAUUGCUAUACUCAGCCCGCGCUCAUCAGCUCUUGCGAAUAGUUUCAUUCUUGCUAUUCACUCUCGUUUACGCUCAAGAUUCCUGUCCUCUCCAAACCCCCUUAUACCCUCCACCGCGGGAUCUCCUCUCCAGCCAAGAUGUCAAGGCGGCUUCGGAAAACCUCACUCAAGCGAUUGAAGAAGCCCUCACUACAGGUCUAACCGAUCUCGGCUCAUUACCUCUCAACACAACCACAUUCGCUGUUAAAGUAUUCUCCUCUCACACAGAAGGCUCUCUAUAUGAGUACCUUUACACAUCGCCAACUUACAGUCCAAGGUUGGGUGCAGGCGCACAGAACACGACACUCGAUAGCGUUUAUCGAGUUGCAAGCAUUUCGAAACUGUUGACGGUGUUGACCCUGCUGGCACAUGACGGAUAUACCCACUGGAAUCAUCCGAUUACGACCUUUAUCCCGGACCUAGACAUAAUAGCUCGUAACCAGAGCUCUCGUGUUCAAUGGCAGGAUAUUACCAUUGGUGAUUUGGCCGCGCAGUUGAGCGGCGUGCCCCAUGAUUAUGCAUUCGAGGAUCUGGCCGGUCAAUAUAGUAACGAGCAAAUGAUGGCCAUGGGCCUCCCUGCCGUUCCGGCGAAGGAUAUCCCGACAUGCAAUCAGGGGGAAGCGGUAAAUGGGGGAAGUCCGUGCGAUAGAGAAGCAUUCCUCCGCGGUAUAGUCAGUGAAAAUCCGACGUUUGCUCCAGGCACUACGCCCGCUUAUUCCAAUGCAGCUUACCAGCUGUUGCGCUACGCGAUGGAGAACAUCACUGGAACCGACUUCCCGUCCAUGUUCGAGAACAGCAUAGUCAAGCCUCUCAGUCUCAACUCAACAAGCUUACUCGUCCCGAAGAAUGCCAACGUUGGUAUCAUUCCGCUUAAUCAGACGGCCAGUGUGUGGGACUUUGAUCUAGGCGACGGUGAUGCCUUUGGGGGUGCAUACUCGAGUGCCAAUGAUCUUGCUGUCAUUGGUCGCUCCAUUCUUCAAUCUCUUUCCGACUCCUCAGCAUUAAAUAUCUCGUCAACCUUGACCCGUCACUGGCUGAAACCAUUGAGCCACACCACCAGCUUCCAAACCUCUGUCGGGGCUCCCUGGGAAAUCUUCCGUUACGAGCUACCGAACCGACCUAACCAUGUCAUCGAUGUUUACAGCAAAUCCGGAAACCUGGGAGCAUAUGCCGAUAUCAUUGCGCUCAUUCCGGAGUACGAAAUUGGGUUCUCAAUCACAGCUGCUGAUCUGCCGACAAACCCUCUACCGAAUGUAUGGGGAUUAGCAGACCUAAUCAUUGACCGGCUCUCUCCUGCAUUCGACAAGGCCGCCCAACAAGAAGCCAACUGCACUUAUGCAGGUACAUACAAGGCACAAGGGGCAAAUUCUACGACUGAUUCCUAUGUCACUAUUACAACGGAUCACCAGAAGCCCGGUCUCCUGGUGACUAAGUGGGUGAGUAAUGGCGUCGACUUUCUUCAGUCUCUCGUCGCUCUUUCGGGGUUCGAGGGGCUAGCUGUUAGGUUAUAUCCCACUGGGAUUGAGGAAAGCGUACCUGGAAAAUCUGCGAACCGUGUAUUUUUCCGUGGUGUAUUUGACUAUGACACGUCUGGACAGUCAAGGGGCGUUAUCUCUGCCUGUCAGUCUUGGCUCAAUGUCGAUGCCUCUCGAGUCGGUAACAUUGGUGUUGAUGAAUGGGUGUUUACACUUGAUAAAGGCAAGGCAAGCAGUGCUGAGCCCCGACUGAUGAGGAAGCAGUUGCGUCGUGUAUAGAAGGAUCCGCUGGUUUUAGCUCUGACUUUUGGUACACCAUGUUCUAAACUUGUGUUCUAUCAUACAUGUCCCUUUUUAGUGAUGUUGCUUCUUUUGCGUU